Molecule: messenger RNA, 4495 nt
Organism: Glossina fuscipes
Lineage: Eukaryota; Metazoa; Arthropoda; Insecta; Diptera; Glossinidae
Product: regulator of G-protein signaling loco-like
Exons: 1
Coding region: 47-4495 (1482 amino acids)
Biological process (GO): signal transduction
Molecular function (GO): protein binding; GTPase activator activity
Source: RefSeq, a predicted model, not a curated record
GUAAACAUAUUAAAUUAAAUAAAGAUUAUUUAAAAUAAAGUGGAAAAUGCAUCAUCAUCAUGUACCACAGCCGACAAAAAAUAGUAUGAGCGCACCACCAUCCACAUCAACAUCUGCUGCUGGAAAUGUAACCAGAGCAAUAACAACACAACAACAAAGACGUCGAAAAAAGAGACCUAAUUACGGCACACGCACAUUAGAGGUGCGUCGUGGAUUUAGUGGUUUUGGAUUUACUAUAUCGGGUCAACAACCAUGUCGUUUAUCGUGCAUUGUCAGCAAUUCGCCCGCAGAUCAGGCUGGUUUGCGAGCAGGUGAUUUUUUAAUAUCGGUCAAUGGUUUAAACGUAUCUAAGUUGCCACAUGAAACAGUAGUACAAUUAAUUGGGAAUUCAUUCGGUAGUAUACGUAUGCAAAUCGCAGAGAACUACUAUUCAGAUAGUUCGGAUGAGGAGAAUGCUACACUACAACAGAAUCCACAUUCACUGAGGUUACAUAAUACAUCGGGAUUACGUUACCUGCACCACAAAACGAAACUGCAUCGUAUGCGUAACUCACCCCAAAAAAAACGAGGGGAAACUUCUUUGAAGCAUAAGGGCCAAACCGAGCGAGGCCAGACUAAAAGAACCUCAAAGGAAGCAUCUAAAAAACAUAUGGCUGAGAGUUUAACAUUAUCGAAUUUAUGUCCAUUGAUGGAGGAUAUACCUUUGAGACCCUUAGCUGUUAUGAGCGAAUCCAUAAAGCCUUGCACAACUCCUGCUGCAGUCUACAAUUCCAACGUCGCCAAUGUUAGUGCCAUGGUCCGUGUACCUAGUAAUGCUUUAGAAUAUCGGGCUGUUGUAGGUUACUUAGGAACUAUUGAAAUGCCGAAACAAAUUUCACAAAGUAGUAAAUUGCAAACCGUGCGGUCUUGUAUACGAAAAUUGCGUCAAGAAAAGCGUCAACCUUCAACUGUGUUAAUGAUUAUACUUCCAGACAGUUUGCAUCUACAGGCGGCCAAUGGUACGGUAUUAGCUACAUACGCAUCGUCAAGGCUAAGCUACGUCAGUUCAUCAUCAGAAAGUGAGAAUCGUUUUUUCGGUUUGGUUACAAGCGCUGUGCAUACGACUCCUUUGGAUGAAGAUAAUGAUGAACAGGAUAAUGAAGCCCCCACGCUUUCCAGCAGCAUCACAAGUCAUAUAACCAUAUCUAAUAGUUGUCAUGUUUUUGUUGUAGAUACCAAGUUGUGUGAACAUCAAUUGCACCUGGAACGAGCUCAAGAUUUUCAUAUAGAAUGCACAAAAGAUCUUAUAUCAAGCUUAUGUUUAGAAUUCCCCAGCAAUUCAGAAUAUGUGGUUAAUUUAAUACGAAGUAUGUAUACUAUGCGAAUUUUGCCACCGGCUACACAGCGUUGCAAUUCUGGUGAUCAUUGCGUGCAGGCGUCAGGAGGUGAGGCUGCCCAUUCACCACAACCAAGCAAUCAUAGUGAAAUGUCCACUACAACCUCGAAUUCGGAUUCAGGAAUAGGCUUUCACAACGACUGUCGCAACAUAUCAGAUCGUAUUGUUGUUGUUGAUUUUCCUCAAGUCGACUACCUUCCGAUACGUUCUAUGGGAAUACAGUCUUCACGACCCACGGGCAUAUUUCAGCGUUUAAACUUGGAACAGCCUAAUCCUCCAGUCGUAUCAGCUGAGAAUAAACGCUUGUCUGUACGUGCUUUAGCUGAUGCAGUAUCUAACCCAAUAACAUCUAUUAAUGGUUUCAUGACUACACGCUCAUGCGAUGAUGUUCUCAGUUUACUUGAAAACGAUGAGACUAUUGCUCCUUCAUAUACAAAUCAUCAGCAUGUUUCUGUAGAUGACAUACCGUUGAAUAAUGUUUCAUUGAAUGGCGAAGAACGGAAACUUUUUUUGCAUCCUUCGUCGAUUGAGCGAGAUAGUUCACAUUUUUUAUCGGAAGGCCUAUCGUCCAAUAAAACUAGACGAAGUAAACAAGUGCUGGAUAAAUUAAGUCCGCAAGUUUAUGAUUUAGGUAUUUCUUUCAUAAAAACAUCGAAGAGCAAAAUAUCACCUAAGAACUGCUCCUUUUCGGAUUGCAAACCUGCUGAUGAUCCGGUUACAAUUGUAAAUGAGACUUCUGAUCAAAAUCGAAAUCCGCAGGAUUUGCAACAGAAGCAAGCUUUAAAAUCUGUGAAGUAUUCAGAGCUCACUAGUAGCGAACCUGAUUUAUGCGCUAGUAUAGACAGAAAUUUUUUGUCUCAACGUCGUUCUUGGGUUCAGUCAUCAUUAAGGACUUUCCGAUCAGAUAGAAAUAGUGUAAAUAGGAAUGAAAAACUUUCAAUUGAUAAUAAUGUCUGCCCACUACAGAGAUCGGUUUCUCUCAGCGACAAUAUUCUUAAUAACGAUUUGGUCGACAAGCAGACGAAGCCAGUAUCCGAUCACGGAAAGAGUGAAAAAGAACUAAAUGAAAACAGCCGAGUUUCAUCGUGGGCCACAUCAUUUGCAAAUCUCCUCGAAGAUCCGCUUGGAGUGAAAACUUUUGCUGAAUUCCUGCGAUUAGAAUAUUCUGCCGAAAAUAUAUAUUUUUGGACGGCAUGUGAGCGCUUUCGCCACAUUGACAACGAAGCCGAACGUAUAAUUCAAGCAAAAAUAAUAUUUUCGAAACAUUUGUCCGACAUGGCUACAGAACCAGUCAACGUAGACUCUCAAGCAAGGAACGCUGUUGAAAAGAGACUUCGGCAAUCGGCAGAUGUAGAAGUCUUUGUUGUAGCUCAAAAACAAAUUUUCAAUCUUAUGAAAUACGACAGUUACCAGCGAUUUAUACGCUCCGAUCUAUUUAAGAAAGCUCUACAGGCGCAAGAAAGAGGAGAAUGUCUGCCCUUCGAGAAAGAUAACUUGGACGAUCUGUUAAAAACAAAUUUUACCUCAGAUGCCUCGACAAAUUUAAAAAAAUCCGCAAGCAACGCCGAAGACCGUCGACGCAAAAGUUUACUGCCUUGGCAUCGCAAAAUGCGUAGAAAAUCAAGAGAUCUCAGUGAAGAAAAUGUUCGCCGACAAACUUGUAAAAAUUUUGCUUUGACAAGCAAAAAUCAAAGAUCGACUUUCUUUAACGAUUUGCAUGGGUCACGAUCCUCCCUUUCAUCUUAUGAUGCAUCUAUGAUGGGCAGUGCAGCAUCCUUAAAUACUAACACUCCUUUAUGUCGCGUAAAGUUACCAGAUGGGUCUACAACGAUUAUACAAAUUCAAGUCGAAGAAACUGUUGGCGAAUUGGUUAAGCGGAUUCUAGAGAAACGUGGUCUGAAGUAUAAAACGUUUGAAGUGUUUGUUAGAGGCUUAACCACAAAAUCCGUAAAUCUGCAAACACUUAGUCAGGAAAUUGCCGGCAAAGAAAUAGAAGUAGAGCAGAGGGUAGCAUUCAAAUUAGACCUGCCCGACUUUAAAGUUAUUUCAGUAAAAAGCAAACCCCGUAAAACACUAUAUGAUGUUAUGAAACCCAUUCUACACAAAUAUAACUAUCAAUUGGAAGAAGUCGAAACCUUAUAUAAAGACACAAAGGAGAAAAUCGAUUUACACCAACAUGUUGCCGAGGUUGACGGUCAACGCUUGCAAGUGCUAAUAAAAUCAAAUAAGAUAAAAUUUGUAAAACCAUUGCCAGUUAAAGGAAUAAAUGCGCAAAUUACUUUGAACGAAAUGACGAACACAGUUUUUAAGAAUUUAAUGGAGGGCAAGUUGCAAAAUCGAACUUUAACAAAAUCCGACGAUUCGAAUUCCCUAAAAUCGAAUGAUUGCGAUUCUCACACUUCCUCCAUUCCCGAUCGCACACGCAGAAGGGAUUCGGCUAAUUUAAUAAACUUAAAAUCGAAAAAAAAGUUACAUGCAAAAGUAGCUUAUGAUGAACUGGCUCCCUUUAAUAGGUCACUAGCAAAUAAUUUAAAAGGAGUCAACUGUAAAUUGCCUUUCAAUAAAAGUGUUCCUGAUAAGGCGAUCGAGAACCAAGACGAAUUGCUGGAAGGUUUAAAAAGAGCUCAGCUGGCCCGCUUAGAAGAUCAACGAGGCACCGAAAUUAAUUUCGAGUUACCCGACUUUCUAAAAAACAAAGAAAACCUUUUAAAAAGUUUGAAUAGGAGCGCAGAAAACACAACUAAGAAUAAAAGUAGGUAUGGAACAUAUAUGGGAAGACCGCAACCGGCUCCCAGAUUAUCCAUUACCAAUAAAAAUCGCUUAGUUAGCACAUCCGACGAACAGGCGUCAAUUAGAUGUAAUAACGAAGUACAACCAACAACUUCCAGUUCAAAAAGUCCGCCGCCCUUACCGCCUAAACCCAAGGUUUUGCCAAUAAAACCGUCCAAUUGGGGUGUUGCAACAGCACAUCCUAUUUGCUCAUCUGUCGCAACAGCAGCCGUACCACAAUUAUUUAACAAAUUAUCCAAAACUACAGAAAUGGUAACAGGAGCAGCUAUAAGUAAAGUAGCACUAAUAGCAGCAGCAUAUUUAGAAGAACCAAGCAGUAGUUUUGUAUAA